Molecule: messenger RNA, 1074 nt
Organism: Dendrobium catenatum
Lineage: Eukaryota; Viridiplantae; Streptophyta; Magnoliopsida; Asparagales; Orchidaceae
Product: E3 ubiquitin-protein ligase HOS1-like
Exons: 2
Biological process (GO): protein ubiquitination
Molecular function (GO): ubiquitin-protein transferase activity
Source: RefSeq, a predicted model, not a curated record
GGGUACGAGUGGUAGGAGGAGAAGAAAAUGGGCGAACAUGGAUCGGGUGUAGGCAGCAGGUUACACAAUGGCUUGUGAUCAUGUACUGGUGCUCGAAUGCAAGUGGCAUAGUGGGAGAUGAUCUUGAGAGAAGCAUGCUUGAAGUGAGUUGUGCGAGAUUUAGAGAACGAAGUGGGAGAUUUAGAGGCAAUAGGUGCAGGAUGCAAAUGCCAGAGAGGAAGAGUGUGGGAGAAAAAAAGUAGUAUUUCAUUUUGAAAUGUCAGUCCUUCACACUCAGUUAUUUCUUUGUUAAAAUUUAAACAUAGAUCAAACUUGAUGGUUUGUUUUUUCUUUUUUUACAGAUGUUUUAUCUCUAGUAUUGCAUUUUAAAUUUUCUACUAUUUCCUUUCAUGGCUUCAAUUAUAUAAUUUUCUAAGUCCAGAGGAAUAUAUUGAAUCAUAUUGUGUUACUAAAGUAGGCCUUUUCCUACUGUACCAGCAUUUGGAGAUCAUGAUUUGGUGCAUUCAGCAUGAUUUCCUUGAGAAUGUGCAGUCGUGCUAUCCUGACUAUCAAUCAUGGGCAUCACAUGCUCAGGAAAGGAAGUCAGCAGCUAUUAAGCAAUCCUGGCCUGAUAGUUCAAGUUAUUUGGCAUAUUAUGGUGAUCGAUCUGAGCCUGCAUUAUUUAUUGAGCAGGCAUUGUCCAAUCUUGAAAUUGAAGAAUGCUUCGGAGAUAAGCAUGAUGAAAUAGAUGUAUUUUGCUUGCAGGACACAAAUUCUCCCGUAAUGUUUUCAUCUAAAAUUAAUGAGUCUUACAGGAAUCAUGCAUCAGCGUGUUACCCUUUUAAACAAGCACGAGCUGCUGUGGAUGCUAUAUUUUUACACGGAGCUUCUGAUAUGGUGAUUGCAAAAAGAGCUAUAUUCUUAUAUUAUUUAUUUGACCGGCAUUGGACUUUACCAGAUGCAGAAUGGAGGUAUGUAGUUGAUGAUUUUGCCUCGUCAUUUGGUAUAGGCAGACUUCAACUACUGGAAUCUUUGAUGUUUUAUCUUCUCGAUGAUCACACGGAUCAGGCCUUGCAGGUAAUCUUUUCAUGUCAU